Messenger RNA from Oncorhynchus gorbuscha (pink salmon), 5699 nucleotides. Its product is annotated as exosome RNA helicase MTR4. Gene Ontology annotation, cellular component: nucleus. The transcript has 26 exons. The coding region runs from base 452 to 3562 and encodes 1036 amino acids. Gene Ontology annotation, biological process: maturation of 5.8S rRNA; RNA catabolic process. The record is from RefSeq and is a predicted model, not a curated record. Lineage: Eukaryota; Metazoa; Chordata; Actinopteri; Salmoniformes; Salmonidae. Gene Ontology annotation, molecular function: RNA binding; ATP binding; RNA helicase activity.
GAGAAGGCAAUGAGAGAAGCACAAAUUGUUCCUGAGUUGUUCAUUUUCUUGAAAUCAAAAGGUACAACCUAGGUAUAAGCCAAUGUAUUAAAUAGCUGAACAUGUUAUUACUCAAAUCUUGCGAGAGUGACAAACUGACACGUUUUCAUUAUCGUCAAAAACAACAUUAUAUCGAAGGAGUGCCUUUAAUUUGACAGUUUGCACAUGCGCAGCUCGGCGUGAGACACCCGAUGACCGACAAGUGUGAAAGGGGAUUUUUGUUGGAGAAGCAGUUUUAUCCUAUCCUCAUACUGUACUGUCUUUGAUAAUGCUGUGGCUAAUUUUAUGAAUAGUAAAACGAGUCAAAAAUAUUUUUCCCGUGUUAUGAGUUGAUCGUUUCCGGAUGCUGUACAGGAAGUGAUAUUGCUGAUGCAUUUGCAUUGUGGGAUUUGUGUGCUUUCCUCUUGCAAUCAUGGCGGAUGCCUUUGGUGACGAUUUGUUCAGCGUGUUUGAUGAAGAACAAACAACUUCAACUAAAAAGAAACUAGCGGUACCUGAGAAGGGGAAAUCGACCAGUAAAAAUGGCAAAGGAGGAAAGUCUGAGUUCUAUGCAGCCAAGAGUAAGCGGGAAGCAGACAACAACGGGACAGAUGAGGUGGUUUUUGGAAAGAGGUCCAAGCUGGAGACUGUUUCUACAGAGGAGAUCAAUCUUGCCGACUGCAUGCCCAAAGUGAGGGUGGAGCCGGUUGAGACAGUGGAAGGAUGCAAUCACGAGGUGGCCCUACCAGCCAAUGAGGAGUACAAACAGCUUAUGCCUCGUGUGGGGAAAGCAGCCAAGGAGUACCCCUUCGUUCUGGAUCCCUUCCAACGUGAGGCCAUUCUGUGUAUCGAUAACAACCAGUCAGUGCUUGUGUCUGCCCACACCUCUGCAGGAAAGACUGUCUGUGCAGAGUAUGCCAUAGCUCUAGCUCUGAGGGAGAAGCAGAGGGUCAUCUUCACCAGCCCCAUCAAAGCCCUGAGUAACCAGAAGUACAGAGAGAUGUACGAAGAGUUCCAGGAUGUUGGCCUGAUGACCGGUGAUGUCACCAUCAACCCCACCGCCUCCUGCCUCAUCAUGACUACCGAAAUCCUGAGGAGCAUGUUGUACCGAGGUUCAGAGGUCAUGAGAGAGGUGGCCUGGGUCAUCUUUGAUGAGAUCCAUUACAUGAGAGAUGCCGAGCGUGGCGUGGUGUGGGAGGAGACCAUCAUCCUGCUUCCUGACAACGUUCACUAUGUCUUCCUGUCCGCCACCAUCCCAAACGCCAAGCAGUUCGCUGAAUGGAUCUGCCACCUCCACAGACAGCCCUGUCACGUGGUGUACACUGACUUCCGGCCCACCCCCCUGCAGCACUACAUCUUCCCAGCAGGUGGCGACGGACUUCACCUUGUGGUGGAUGAGAACGGAGAGUUCAGGGAGGACAACUUCAACACGGCCAUGCAGGUGCUGAGAGACACUGGUGACUCUGGAGGCAGCAGCGGAGGGGGCAAAUGGGACCCCAAGGGGCGCAAAGGAGGGACACGAGGGCCAUCCAACGUGUUUAAGAUUGUUAAAAUGAUCAUGGAGCGGAACUUCCAGCCGGUCAUCAUCUUUAGCUUCAGCAAGAAGGAGUGUGAGGCCUAUGCCCUGCAGGUGUCCAAGCUCGACUUCAACACAGAUGAAGAGAAGAAGCUGGUGGAGGAGGUGUUCAACAAUGCCAUAGACUGUCUGUCAGACGAUGACAAGAAGCUGCCCCAGGUGGAGCACGUCCUGCCUCUAUUGAAGAGAGGUAUAGGGAUUCAUCAUGGAGGACUGCUCCCCAUCCUAAAGGAAACCAUCGAGAUCCUGUUCUCUGAGGGGCUUCUCAAGGCCUUGUUCGCCACAGAGACCUUUGCCAUGGGCAUCAACAUGCCCGCCCGCACUGUCCUGUUCACCAACGCACGCAAGUUUGAUGGCAAAGACUUCCGCUGGAUCACGUCUGGUGAGUACAUCCAGAUGUCCGGUCGAGCCGGCAGGAGAGGGAUGGAUGAGAGGGGUAUCGUCAUCUUCAUGGUGGAUGAGAAGAUGAGCCCUGCAAUUGGGAAACAGCUGCUUAAGGGCUCGGCAGACCCUCUGAACAGUGCCUUCCACCUCACCUACAACAUGGUUCUCAACUUGCUGCGGGUGGAGGAGAUCAACCCGGAGUACAUGCUGGAGAAGUCUUUCUACCAGUUUCAGCACUACAGGGCUGUGCCCGGGGUCGUAGAGAAGAUGGCGAAGCUGGAAGAGAUGUACAACGCCAUAGAGAUCCCCAACGAGGAGAGUGUGGUGACCUACUAUAAGAUCCGCCAACAGCUGGCCAAACUGAGCAAGGAGAUAGAGGACUUCAUCCACAAACCAAAAUACUGUCUUCCCUUCCUCCAGCCUGGCAGACUAGUCAAGGUCAAAAACGAAGAUGCUGACUUUGGGUGGGGUGUGGUUGUUAAUUUCUCGAAGAAGUCAAAUGUCAAGGCCAUAACGGGUGACGCAGACCCUCUAUACGUGGUAGAGGUGCUGGUCCACUGCAGUAAGGAGAGUGUGAAGAACACCGCCACAGAGGCUGCCAAACCCGCUGCCGCUGGGGAGAAGGGGGAAAUGCAGGUGGUUCCUGUGAUGCUCCACCUCCUGACCUCCAUCAGUUCAGUUCGUCUCUACAGCCCCAAAGACCUGCGGCCUUAUGACAACAGACAGAGCAUGCUCAAAUCCAUACAGGAGGUGCAGAAGAGGUUCCCGGACGGCGUUCCCCUUCUGGACCCCAUCGAUGACAUGGGCAUUAAGGACCCGGGUCUGAAGAAGGUCAUCCAGAAGGUGGAGGCAUUUGAACACAGGAUGUACUCCCACCCCAUGCACUCUGACCCUAGCCUGGAGGCCGUCUACUCCCUCUGCGAGAGGAAAGCCCUGAUUGCGGGGGAUAUCAAAGGGGCCAAGCGGGAGCUGAAGAAGGCUCGAACCGUGCUGCAGAUGGACGAGCUCAAGUGCAGGAAGCGCGUCCUGAGGCGUCUCGGGUUUGCGACUUCCUCGGAUGUCAUUGAAAUGAAGGGCCGAGUGGCCUGUGAGAUCAGCAGUGCUGAUGAGCUUCUACUGACUGAGAUGGUGUUCAACGGCCUGUUCAACGAUCUGUCUGCAGAACAGGUUACCGCUCUACUCAGCGUCUUCAUCUUCCAGGAGAACGUUAACGAGAUGCCCAAGCUGACAGAGCAGCUGGCUGGACCUCUGAGACAGAUGCAGGAGUGUGCCAAGCGCGUUGCCAAGGUGUCUGCGGAGGCUAAGCUGGAGGUGGAUGAGGACACCUACCUGGACAAGUUCAAGCCUCACCUGAUGGACGUGGUUUACACCUGGGCUAACGGCUCCACCUUCGCACAGAUCUGCAAGAUGACCGACGUCUUUGAAGGGAGUAUCAUCCGCUGCAUGCGUCGCCUGGAGGAGCUGCUCCGUCAGAUGUGUCAAGCAGCCAAGGCCAUCGGUAACACCGAGCUGGAGAACAAGUUUGCGGAGGGUAUUACGAAAAUCAAGAGGGAUAUUGUGUUUGCUGCCAGUUUAUAUUUGUGAUUGAGUGACACCUUUGCAAGACCUGUGUUUGUUGGUUUGAGUGUGACGUCAUCCAGACAAUUUUUUAAAAUGUGUUAAUAAGCAUAAAAUGGCUUAUUUUCCUUCCAAAAAGCGCAACAUUUGUACAUACUUCAACAAUUUUAAUAAAAGUCUGUAUAGUGAUUUCUUCUAACAUACAGCUGGAUAAAACAAAAUGUUUUUUUGUUGCUUCAGGUGAAGAUACAUUAUAUUGGUCUGGAUAAUACACAGGAAGCUGUAAUAGUAGCAGUCCAGCCAAGGCAACAUGGGUGGGACUCAAGAGUCCAAUAGGGAGCUCAGACAGCUUGGCUCCAGGUCAUAGGUCAGGAAAGCACAAAGCAGGGUUACAUUCACAUGUCUGGUUCAUUCCCAGAUGGCACCCUAUUCCCUCCAGAGUGCACUAGUUUUGACCAGGACCCAAUGUAGGGAGUAGGGUACCAUUUGAGACGCAUAUUUUCUUUCCACCCCAGUGGUCCGACCCUUAGUGGGGUAUGAUGUGCAUGCAGUAAACAGUUCCUCUUCUCUAUAGCUUAGUUGGGGCUGCUGUCGUAAUGGUUUCCGUUAGUGGGUGUCUCUUGCAGGCUGGUGUGGGGAAUCUCCACAUCCUCCUGGGGCUCCACCCUCUUCUUGAAGAAGUCUGACACUAAAAAUACCUGCAGGGGAAAGACAAGUGUCAGUGGACAGCUUUGGAGGGAAAUGGUUGACCUCAGUUAAUGAUUUUAUUGAAGAGAAUGGCUACUUAGUAGGAAGUAAGGCUUUUAAAGUGGGACACGUAUAGGUCAGGAGACACCUUGACUACAAUCCACUGGGUCUAGAUGAAAUACCCCUCUUGUGCUCUCUGCUACUAUUACCCAAUUUCUAUUGUAACAAAUGGACAAAUAAAGCUGAAUUGCCUUAACCAAAUGGAGCAGUGUGAUUAACUCACCACCAGUAUGGCCACGAGUGCUCCCUGAAUAAGGCCAGCCAGGACGUCGCUCCAGUGGUGUUUGUAGUCGGACACACGGGACAGGCCAGUGUAAACGGAUGCAGCGAUCAGGAAGAAUUGGAGUGUUGGUCUCAGGAGUCUAGCCCACUCUGCCUGCAGUCUGGCCUGGAUGUAUAGCUGGGAGACAGGUGGAAAUGAAUUAAGACUUGCCUACUUUAAGAAAAAAGGCUUGUUUUUUUACUAGUAACAUGUUUUGUCAGUUAAAAUGGAUUUAAUGCUAACUAAUUUGACAAAUAGCUUUGCUGUCACAAGGACCGCAAUGUCGCCAGAGCAAUUGUAGGUUGAAACCAGUCGUUGACAUGCUUCAAUCCUCUUGGUUUUCUACUUGAGAUUAGUUUAAGUGCUGGCUACUGUUUGAAAGUGGUCUGAUCCAUCAUUGAUGUGCGUGAGCUGGUUGUGUUUGUAACAAUCAUUCUAAUGUUGAUGCUGUGAGAUCUUGCUCAUUCCUGUUUACUCUCACUGCUCUACAUGGCAGCGUCAACUCUUGGAUAUAAACAUACUGCACAGCGGAAACUUCCAAAGUAGUAUUUAAACAACCAAUCAGCCUUCGUCUGCUGUUUUUACUAGGCUUAAAACUUAGUUUAAAUGCCUUAAUUCCAUAUACAGUUGAGUGAAAUAGAAAUGAUCAAAACAAGUAAUAUAACCUAAUGUUCAAUUUACAGCCAUUUCCAAAGGUGACUGCUUGUAAUAGUUUCCAAAUCAGUGUACAUGGUUGAGUUAUGGCCUUUCUGGACCAUUUUGUUCAAUGGGACAAAAAAAAUCAGUUCUGAAUGCGUUUGUACAAUAAUGGGUGUGUGUCUAUUCGUGAAUGGAAAGCCAACUGCGACACUUAAAAUAGACUGGACUUGUCUCUCUCUGUUCUUGAACUUUAGAACUGCUAUUUGGUCUUAACUCAUUUGCUGCAGCGAUUGUCAGGACUUCGGCACAGUGCACGGAUGUUUUGCUGCAUUGAGUACCAGUAUUGAAUGUACGCAAUGGGCCUUUAUUUAUCAUCCCAUGUCUCUGCGCUGUCAUGAACUUGAGGUAAAUUCAGUUCUCUAUAAAUCUGAACCAUGUACUAUUAAGUAUAUUGAACAAAAAUAUAAAUGCAACAUGUAGGUUUCAUGAGCUGAAAUAAAAUAUCCCAGAAAUGUU